GACUUUUUCUUGUCGUCGCCGGGACAGACACCUCCCAUAUUUUCCCUUCAAAACGUCUGGACCACGUUCCCUGACAAGCCUCUCCCUGCCUCAAAUUUCAUGCAGGCUUCUGGAAUGGGCCCCCGUGGGCGGCAAACACACUCCUGCAGCGAUCGUCGGCACCAAGUCUUCUGGAAACGGAGGAUGCGGAAGACUGAUCGUACCAGUCAUAAUUUGGAAGGUAAUCAUCGACCUGUCCCCUCAGAAAUACCGGCAUAGAUGUACCUGUUCGGUUGGACUGGUCGUUUGUAUGUAAAGAGUACAUCUUGGCGUGGUGGAUGACUCCAGUAGGCGUCGGAGUCAGUCACCUGCCUGCUCUUGUUUGCACCUGCCACUUAGGUUCUAUUCUCCAUAUAGCAAACAGUAUCUGUCCAAUAUUCUGGAUUUGUUGCAAAAAGAAAAGAAGUUAUGUUCUUUCGUUUCACUGCAAUUUUCUGCAACUAACAGUGCUUUCCCUCCUCGUCCACCUUCUCGACGGGAUAGCCGUCAUGGAGCUCGAGGAGAUUGACGCCAACAUUAUGGCUGCGAAUAUUGUCAGGUCCUUCGCGCAGCUGAAGACGAAAGAAGCGCGACGUGCUGCUUACGAAGGAGUGCUGCGGCAACUCUCCUCUAAGGAAUGGCGCGAAAUCAAGGAUAUUUCAUCCAAAAUCACCUUGCAGACCGACAUUAUCAGCCUGUUGCCCGUUGAACUAGUUGCACUGGUUACUCGCCAUUUAAGUAUAGUGGAUGUUGUUAUAUUGCAAAGAGUUUCAAAGCAGUGGAAAUCUAUAUUAUCUUCCUGGGAUAUCAGGAAAUCUGUGCUUAUGGGGCAUCAGAUCACUAUCCCUAAAGGAAUCACGACUCUAGAAGAGCAAGAGAUGUUCUUCCACCGAUGUGCACGGCGGCGGAUUGCACUACAAAGAGGACGGCCUUUCAGCGUGGCUACAUAUCCACAUACAAUGAUCUUUGACCAGCUCGAAGUGGUAGACCAAGAUACUAAAUACGAGAUCACUGAUUAUUCAUCUGGAAUAUGUGUUGGGGCAUUUGACAGAUCAAUCUGUCUCUGGAACUGGCUUGAAGGUGUGGUCGAUGUGAUUCACCUAGAGAACAGACAAGAUAUCAAAGCUGUGAGAGUCACAAAUAAGAUUUUUGCUGCUAUUACUAGCAUGGGACACUGCCACGUGUGGGAUCUUGAGACGAAGGCUGAGAUUGCCGAUAUCCGGCUGCCAUCUUCAGCAUACAACUCAUUCAUUACCAACGAGUCUGCGCUGGCAAUCGAAAUAAACAGUGAUCUCAUCAUCUGGGAUCGAAUUUCCUGCAUCACUCGAGUAACGAGGAUUGAAACGCCGUGUGAUAUUUCGUCUAUCCGUAUUACACCCACCGGUGAUAGUUUCAGCACUAUCGAAAUCAAGGACGAAACCACAGAGCAUCAAAAGAUAACGUUCCUCUUCAAACAUUGGAUAUUUGAUGCGGCCUCUAGGAGCUAUAUUUUCCUAGCUUCGCAUUCGCUGUGCAUCUCUGUGGAUUACGAUCUAGAUGACUUCUCACCGGAUUGGUCAUCGAGGUUUUCGAACCGUAGCGGACAAUCCCCAUUAAUAUUCUUCGACAAAACAGACAGCGAGGCCGUCCCUGUGUUGAUCAUCUCCCAUUAUACAGUAGGCGGUGAUAUUGCCAGCCGUAUGGUCCAGUUUGCGGCCGAGGAUGAUUACGAUGAUACUGAUAUCGUCCCUCUUGCCUCCGAUAUCGUCAUGGUCUAUUUCGAGGACGAUUUUCCGUGGGCUGGUGAUCAUCGUCUCCUUCGAACCUAUCAGCUCGACAAUGAAAACAUUCUCUCGAAGGAUACAAGAGUGGUCCUGAGUGAGUCCAACCUUCCAGGCCAGGGACCUUUUCAUAAACCUGUUCUGUACGGCGAUGAAGAUUUUAUUGUCGCCUUAAGUGAACAUGGGUGGCAUAUCUGGUGUUUCAACCCAGAUAUUCAACUGCCUAACCAUAUUUCUACUAGACAGUCUUAAACAACUUAUUUACUAAACAGAUCAUUAAGACACUGCUUGCAGUAUGCUAUAGGGAUUUCAUUCAAUGGUUCAAUUAAGAGAUAAUGUAGAGAAUCACAGAAUGAGAAUACAGUGACAAAAGAAAAAAAUAAUAGUAUAACAGUAGUGCAUGUAUCCAACCAUCAGCAAUUUCUAUAGUGCCAUUAUAGCGCUCAGCAAACGCCAUUUCAGCUGAUCAACUUUCCUAAAUCGCACCCACUAGUCUUCUACUGUGUCCCCUCUCGACGAUCAAGAGUC
Messenger RNA from Penicilliopsis zonata CBS 506.65, 2306 nucleotides. RefSeq lists its product as hypothetical. Gene Ontology annotation, molecular function: protein binding. The transcript has 4 exons. Bases 318 to 2030 code for a protein of 570 amino acids. The record is from RefSeq and is a predicted model, not a curated record. Lineage: Eukaryota; Fungi; Ascomycota; Eurotiomycetes; Eurotiales; Aspergillaceae.